AUGUCCCAGAACGCAGAAGCCCAGGCGUUCCUCGCGCGCGUCGCCAGCCUCCCCAGCGGGCCCGGCGUCUCCCUCGAUGCCGUCCUCCAGCCCUCGCUCGACGACGAGUCCGCACUGCGCAAGCUCUUCGCAACCGACAAGGCCCAUCCGCGCCUCGCCGACAUCCACGUCGGCCUCGUAGACGUCUUCGCCGCCCCCGCCGCCGCGCGCACCACCCGCGCCCGCGUCGUCCCCGAUGACGCCGCCCUCGCCGCGAACUACGUCCUCCCGCUCUCCGACGCGCGCAGGCGCAAGGAGGGCGCGCCGGCCACCGUCCCCGACCUCGACGCGUUCAAGAAGAGCUGGCGCCUCUUCACGGAGGGGUCGCUCUCCCAGCUCACAGACUGGAACAACGUCGUCGCCGCCGGGGGCUCCGUCCUCGCGUGCUUGUCGCCCCUCCCCGACGCGGCCAAGGCGACCAAGCGGACGAUGAGGAAGUAUUUCCACGAGGCCGCUUACCCUUCUUCAGACGUCGACUUGUUUUUGUGGGGGCUGACUCCCGAGCAGGCGGAGCGCAAGAUCGUCGCUAUCUACGAUGCGGUGCGCGACUCUGUGCCCUGGGACGUCACCUGCGUCCGCACCAAACACACCGUCUCCAUCCACUCCCAAUACCCCUACCGCUGCAUCCAGAUCGUCCUCCGUCUAUACCGCUCCCCCGCCGAGAUCCUCGCCGGCUUCGACGUCGACGCGCCCUGCUGCGCAUACGACGGCGCCCGCGUCUGGGCGAGCCCGCGCGCGCUCGUGGCCAUGAUGCGGCAGUGCAACACCGUCGACGUCGCGCGCCGCUCGCCCUCGUACGAGGCCCGCCUCGCGAAAUACGCAGCGCGCGACUUCGAGGUGCGCGUCCCCGCCCUCCGGCGCGCGGACGUCGACCCGACGAUCUUCGAGCGCGCGAUCACGCGCGUCCAGGGCCUCGCGCGCCUCCUCGUCCUCGAGAAGCUCGCGAGCCCCGACGCGCGCGCGCAGUACGUCGCCGAGCGCGGCGCCCUCCGCGCGCGCCCCGCCGCGAGCAUGUACCGCCCCUCGCGCCGCGCGCGCCAGUACAAGGGCGACCUCAAGGCGAACGUCGUGGGAAGCGGCGGGCUGGAGAUGAACGACUACGACACGGUGUCGCUGCACGUGCCGUAUGGGCCUGGGUGGGACGCGCGGCGGAUCGAGAAGCUCGUGUUCAAGACCGACCUCGGGAUCAACUCGCCGUUCAACCCGAAGAACGAGGGCCGCAGGCUGCACCGCCAUCCCGCGUACUUCGGCACCAUGGAAGAAUGCCUCGACGACUGCUGCGGGCACUGUCCGGAGCCGCGCGGCGAGAAGGAGCGCGAGCUGCGCGACGAGGAAGACAAAUCGUACAUCCGCGGACGCGUCGCGUUCAUCGCCGAGGACCCAGGCCGGCAGACCCUCUCGGGCAGCUUCAACCCGAUCGACGCCGGCGAAUGGAGCGAACAAGCCUACAUCCUCCCCACCGCGCGCCUCUUCUCCGCCAUCGCCGCGCGCGACCGCCCCGCCGUCCACGCGCUCCUCGCCGCGGGCGCGCACGAGGACGUGAACCGCCGCGACCACGUUGGGCGUACGGCGCUGCACGUCGCGAUCUUCGCGGACGCGGCGGACGUGGCGUGUGACCUGGUCGACGCGGGCGCGCGCAUGUCUGCGCGCUUGGUGGGGGGGUGCUCGGCGCUGCAUUUGGCGGCGCAGCGGGGGAUGGCGGGCGUGGUGCGGAAGAUGCUGGAGCGCAGCGCGUUGAAUGAGGAGAAGGACGAGGCGGAGAAGGCGGCGAGGAAGGCGGCGGAAGAGGUGGAGGAGGAGGGGAAGGUGGCGGAUGCGGAUCCCGAGAGGCCGAGCGACGAGGACGACUGGUCGUCGGAAGAGGCGGAGGACGAGGAUGGCGAGGAAGACGACGACGACGAUGGGGGCCGCAAGAAGCGCAAGCGCACCAAGGCCCGCAAGACCGAGGACGACGCACCCGCUGCGGACGCGGAUGCCGACGCCCUCGAGGACAGCGCCGACGAGCCCGACAUCCUCGACCUCUCCGCGCCCGACUGGGACUUUGGGCUCACCCCGCUCGCGUACGCGAUUAUCGCCGGCGCGCCCGCCGUUGUCGACGUCCUCCUCGCCGCAGGCGCGGACCCGAAGCUGCCCACCAAAGCGACCCACGCGCGGCCCGCGCUGCACCCGCUCAUGCUCACGACGCUCGCGCGCGACGAGGCGCGCGGCGCGCAGAUCGCCGCACGGCUGCUGGCCGCGGGUGCCUCCUCGUCGGUCGCAGACGAGAACCUGCUCACGCUGUUCCACAGGAUCGUGCUCGCGGGCACCACGCACGUCGCCGCCUCCGUGCUGCGCCACGACGCGAACGCAAAGGCGGUCGUCGGCUUCCCCGCGUGGGCCACGAACGUGCUCGUGUAUCCGUUCGUGUCGGCGGUCGCCAAGGGCGACUACGCGAUGCUCGCCGUGCUGCUGGCGUACGGGAGCACGCUGACGAUCACGCCCGAGGACGUCGAGCGGGCGGAGGAGAAGUCGAACACUCGGUGGAGGAUUUUUCCGAGGAGCUUCGAAUCCAAGGUCCGCUUCCCGCUGGAGGUCGCGACGGCCGCGCGCGACGAGGUUGUCCACCUCCUCGCCGCCCUCGGCGCGGACGUCAACAUCGUCACGGGCUUGUCCGCCUUGCUGUCGCAAAACCAUCCCGAGCGGCUCGACCUCCUCGCGUGGACCACCAGGGCCCUGGCGUACUACGACGCCGCGCUGGCCAAGAUAGAGGACGACAAGAAGUCCCAAGGAGCCAGCGUCGCCCCGGAGGCCCCUGCGGAGGACACGUGGAGCGCAUACCGCGCGUACGUCACGAAGAUGCAGCUGUUCUUGGCCAAGCCUGGCGUGCACGCGCAACAGAAUCAAGGGAUGGACGACCCGGGCCUUGUCGGCGCCGCCAAGGCGUACCUCGAAGACGUCAAGACGACCCUUAUCAAGCAUGGCGCGACCCUGCCCCCCGACGACGCUUCGGGCUCCAAGCAGGCUGCCGUCGGGGAUGCGUCGGGCGGUCUCCUGCGCGCGCAGAUGAAUCAGCAGCGGUCGGGCUAUGAUCGCCAUACCCAGUUCACCACCGAGCCAGUGCCGCUGCACCUCAAGGCGCAAUACGACGAGCUGUUCGAGGCGUGCUGGACCGGGGACAACGCGCGCAUCGAGGAGCUGUGUUUGCCGAGGCGCGUGCCCGGCGGGUCUGAGCCCCCCAUUCAUAUCUCGGUCCAUGCGUCAAUCCCGCCCAGUCUAGACCACACACCGUUGCAUGUGGCGCUGUACAGGCGUCAUUGGGACACCGCGCGGCUGGUGCUCGCCAUCGCGAGUGCGCAGUACCAGCCCGACAAACCUGAUCUCUCGCUGAGCGAUCCCAACUGCCUUUGGCCUGUCGACGGUUCGGACUCUGAUGGCGACUCGGACGUGGAAAUGGACGACGACGCCGCGGACCCGGAGAUCAACUUUACGGACAUUGCGGAACGCCCCUCUGCGGUCCAUUGCCAGGUCGCCCCGACGCGGAUGCUCCAGCAGGCCAACAACUGGAUCUCCAAAAACGGAAAGAAGCUCGAGUUCGGGUCCCCUAUAGAGAAGACGAUCAUCCAGGACGACAUGGAAGGGUUCGUGCAGAUGUGCAACCUUUACAAUUUGGUAGGACACGAUCUGUUGGCUGAUGACCUCGUGCCCACGAUCAUGUCGAACGACCGACCUGAGAUGCUCGACGAGAUGAUCCGCCGCACCGGGUGCGGCAUCACUGCCGUCCUCGACGCUCAGCUCAAGGCGGACCCGGCCGCGCCUGCUGCGAAGGACACCGAGGAAACGAUCUACCUCGGUCUGAACGUUGGCGGUAAGAAGAGGCGGGACCUCGUCACUCGGGGCAUGCCUCAGAAGAAUGCCUCGCGCUCGCCCGAGCUGUUAAUUGAGGCCGCCAAGGCCGGUGCGCUCAACGUGUUGGACUACCUGUCUGGUCCACGCGCCCUGGCCGCCUACAGGUUCUACGCGGCAUCAAACAGCAGCGAACGCGCUCUCUAUCUCCGCCGUGAGCAGGAUCUAGCGGGUGUUCUCCCCAAGUGGCUUGGGUGGCAGCUGAACCCGUUGAACGAAUCUUGUCUGACGGCGGCGAUCAUCACCAACAAGCUCGAGUUCAUCAAAAGGCUGUUCGAUCUUGAGCCGGACCUGAUGAUGGAGGCCAUGAAUGCUCGGAUCAAGUUCGUUGGCUUUAACGCCCUGCUCCUCGCGGCGCAUGUGUCCUGCGAUACGGCCAUCUUCGAUUUCUUCCUUGAAAAGGGUUGCGAUCCCACAGAGCGCGAUAAUAGAGGAUGCAAUAUCUACCAUGUCGCUUGUGCCUCCACGUCUCACAAUCGUCGCAAGUUCCUCGACCAUAUCAUGAAGACACUACCUGCGGAGCAGACGCACGAGCUAUUGGCUCAGCAAUCCAAGGAUUCCGAAGACACACCUGCGAUGGUGGCCACCAAGAAGGGGUGGUUCGUAAGCCUGCGCGCAAUGCUCGAAUGGGGCAUGCGGCCUUCAACUCUGCUCGUCAAGGACGAAAAAGGCUCGACGCCCUUGCAUGUGGCGGCUAACCAAUAUGACGCUUCACUGACAAAAGUCAUCCUCCUACACAUCCCUCCUGAGGGGCUCUACAUAGAGAAUGGUGUCGGACAGACACCGCUUGACAUCAUCACUCAACGGUAUCUCACGAUGCGCACGGGCAAUGGGAACAGCAACAUUAUGCCUCGAAUGGACGACCUGUCUCGCAACAUCACAGGACUCGGCCGUCCUCCGCCCCCACUGGCUCAGCAGGAGGCGCGAGUUCAGAAGCUAAGGACUAUGCUGAACGUUCUUCUGGAGGACGGGAAGCUCGUGCGGACCACGAAGCUAGCCAACGAGCUCCUUGCGUUCGCAGACAGGAUGGAGAGCAAGCUCGCCGCUGCGCGCUCUGCCGCGAAACCCAAGACUGUCGUGGACGGCCCUGAGCUCGACCCCUCUAUGCCCAUAGCUGACUUGGACGCUACAUACGCCGCCAUCCUCGAUGCGGUCGCUGCCGUGCCCGGUAAACGGCAGCUUGUGCACCUCCUGGACGUCCAAAAGUCCGUCAAAGUGCAGCUACGAUCGUACCAGCCCGCGGUUGACAUUGGGCACGCGUUUGAGCAGAAGAUGAAGGAGAGCGACGGGUUCGAGAUCGCGAUCGUCAAUCACAGUGAGAGCUCGAUGCCGACCAGCCAGUUGCGCAACCUGAACGCGCGGCUUCCAUUCCACAACUAUCAGAGGGCCGAUAAUAUCUUCACCUCUGAAGCGUAGUAGCCGCAUGCCAUGUUAGUAGCGGAUUUCAAUUACUAAGUCACUGUCUGUCUCUGUAUGCCGAUUUACUCUAGUCCCAAUUCAUCCGUUUGAUC
This is a messenger RNA of Heterobasidion irregulare TC 32-1, 5432 nucleotides long. RefSeq lists its product as uncharacterized. The transcript is spliced from 14 exons. Lineage: Eukaryota; Fungi; Basidiomycota; Agaricomycetes; Russulales; Bondarzewiaceae. Gene Ontology annotation, molecular function: protein binding. The coding region runs from base 1 to 5337 and encodes 1778 amino acids. The record is from RefSeq and is a predicted model, not a curated record.